Messenger RNA from Sitodiplosis mosellana (orange wheat blossom midge), 1925 nucleotides. It is a transcript of the gene sand, whose product is annotated as TWiK family of potassium channels protein 18. Gene Ontology annotation, biological process: stabilization of membrane potential; potassium ion transmembrane transport. The record is from RefSeq and is a predicted model, not a curated record. The transcript is spliced from 8 exons. NCBI's taxonomy places the organism in Eukaryota, Metazoa, Arthropoda, Insecta, Diptera, Cecidomyiidae. The coding region runs from base 560 to 1777 and encodes 405 amino acids. Gene Ontology annotation, molecular function: potassium ion leak channel activity. Gene Ontology annotation, cellular component: membrane.
ACUCUUUACAUCUCCGCACGCUCGCGGUUCAGUUCAGUUUAUUUUCGGUGUGUCGUGUGAUAUACGCGCUCAAUUACGUAAAUGUUGAGAUUUUCCGUCGGACGAACGAAAACUUUAACCAAUUGAAAGAAAAACGUUUUGAAAUUGAAACUUAAUCGAAUCACAAUUCCGAAUGUAAAAUAAAUUCAUUUGGCCAUGCAGAAUGUGAUCUGGGAUGAAAUCCAUUUAGAAGAGUUUACGUGAUUCCGGUAUCUUUGAAAGAUCUUUCUGUAAUAAAUGUUCGGUGUAGUUGCGACAAUUCUUCAAUGAAAACUAUGAAACGUAAAGUGUGACAAUAUAUUAUACGUCAUAAAAUGGAAUUAUAGUGAAACAUAGUAAUAAAAUUUGCAAAUUAUGUGAGAACCAAAUGUUUUGUACAUUGUGAGCUUAUUAAAGUAGUUGCUAACAAUCAUACCACCAGCAAUACCAACAACAUAAAAUAUAGAACAUCAAGUUCUUAAAUAGAAUAGGAUCGAAUUUGAUUGUGUGGUUUGCUGUUAGCACUCAAAAGUAAGAAAAAAUGGAUCGACAAAGAUCGUUCAAGAGGCGACAUAAUAUGCCCAAACCACCGUUAGCUGAACGAGCCAAAGAAUCGUGUAGACAAUUUACGGCAUUUCUUUUUAGCAAUGUGGGCAUUAUUAUUCUCGUCGUUUUGUAUAUGACCAGCGGUGCAUCGAUGUUUAAGGCAAUCGAAGGUGAAUACUAUUUGAAGCGUACCAAAGACCAAAACUAUAAUAUGAAAAUAAUUCGGGAUGAUAUAAGCACUCAGUUAUGGAAUAUAACACUUCAGCUGAACAACUUCAAUCGAUCGACAUAUAUAAACGAAGUAGAUAUUCGAAUACGAGAGUAUCAGCAGAAAAUUGUUCUGGCAUUUAAUGAUGGAUGGAUUGGUUCAAAUAGCACCAGUUCAAAUACAUGGACGUUCCCCAAUGCACUUCUCUAUUCACUUACAGUAAUCACCACCAUCGGGUACGGCAAUAUAACACCACGCACAGCCCUCGGAAAAUCGAUAACAAUCUUCUAUGCAAUCAUUGGAAUGCCAUUGUUUUUACUUUAUCUAUCGAAUAUCGGCGAUAUUUUGGCAAAAUCAUUCAAAUGGAUCUAUGCCAAAGUAUGCCUGUGUCGAAUUUGCCCCGGCGUUGCGAAACGACGUGAAUCCAGGAAUCGACGCAAAAUUCGUGCAUUACGACGGCAAUUAAAUGAAGAAUAUGGUGAUGAUGAAGAUUUCAUCUCGGAGGAAAGUGUUUCAGUGACGUCAGUAACAUCUUCUUCGAGUACGAAAACGCCGGAAAGCCAAAUGAAUCAAGGUGAUUCAUCAUCAUCCUCUUCAGAAAGCACUGCUGAAGAUUUAAGUACCGUUUCUGUUCCAAUCAGCGUGUGCUUGAUGAUUAUGAUCAGUUACAUUCUAUUUGGUGCGAUUAUCUUCUUGCGUUGGGAGGAUAACUGGAGAAUUUUAACAGGUUGCUAUUUUUGCUUCAUUUCGUUGAGCUCGAUCGGCUUUGGUGACAUCGUUCCCGGCGAUAAGAUAUUCAAAAUGAAGGAGGGUGUGGAUGAUGUUCGCGGCGUUGACAUCCAAUUUAUUAUUUGCGCGGUGUAUCUGUUGCUUGGUAUGGCAUUGAUUGCGAUGUGCUUUAAUUUGAUGCAAGAACAAGUCAUCAAUAACAUACGAUCAUUUAAACGAUGUAUUUCCGGAUGUUUUCGUUGUCAUCGCUGCAACGGCAACAAUGACUUUGACUAGGGACACCAAUGAAAUUGUUUUUAUUCUCAAUUUAUACUAAGAUUAAACCAAAUAUUGUUGCUGUUUUUUUUUUGUACGAUUUUAGUCUUUAUUCAAUAUGUCUUAUGUAUUUUAUUGUUAUUUUAAAUAAACGACAUUCCAAUUUCAA